GAGCAAAAGUUUAAUGAUAUUUGGCUGUAAUGCAUGUGGACGACGAAAUGCUCGCUUCUCAGCUUGGACAUCCACUGCCAGGUAUGGCACCACCAUCACACCAUCAGACUCACGGUCUAAGCGACAAGCAGCGCACCGAAAUGCUUGACAUUCCAACGAAGAAAACGAAAGGCCUCGAUGAAACCUCUGCUUAUCAGAUCGAAUACCAGCGCUACCAAUCGCUUAUGUACGCGCACUGCGCGCAGCAGCAGCGCGUUGGCUCAAUGUCUGCGUUCAGGCCAUGGGCACCGAAACCCUUCCUGCACCCGGCUGCUACAUAUAACGCGGUGGCGGCGUUCUCCACAUUACCUUAUCUAAGUCAAGAACCACCAGUGUUGCAGAAUCCGGAAAGAGUAGUGCGCAGCACAGACCGUGAACGCUUCGAACGCACCUACCAACCAAAUGUGGCGCUUGUGCCUCGUAAAUGUAUUUUGGCGAAGGAAAGGGAGAAGGAGCAGCGUGAGUACAAAGAACGGGAAAGAGAUCGUGAACGCAUCGAGCGGGAGAGAGAAGUGGUGGAACGAAUGCGGGAACGCGAACAGGAGCGUAAGUUGGAACGUUCUAGAGAGCGGGAACAGACGCGGGAACGGGAACAGCGUGAGCUAGAGCGAGAGCGAAGAGAGCGUGAAGUGCAACAUAGACAGCAACAUUUGUUGCAGCAACAAAAUCUGCAUCAGGAACAACAAACGCUACAAGAACAGGUGACGCUUUCGAAUUUGUGCGCAACUGAGGUUCAAAUAAAACAAGAACGUGCCAAUACACCAAACGAGACUCCCCAGUCCCCACCCAUUGACAAUGCAAAUGGUGGCGACGAGGAGACUACAGAUCGACGCGGUAACGUACAUCUUGACGAGGACACCACAUUGCCCAUGAUAUCGCCCAUGUCGUUGAAAAUGAGUCAGCAGCAACGAAAAAUGCCAAGCAAUAAUAACAGUAGCAUCAAUCACAGCAACAGCAACAGUAACAGUAGCAGCAGUCAUGGUGAUUUAGAUACUACGCAGCAACAGCAGCAGCUGCAGCAACAGCAACAACUGCAGGACCAGCAGCAGUCACAACCGCGGCGACACUCGCUUUAUACCUCAAACUCUUCCGUAUGUUCAACAUCAUCGACGAAAUCAACAACGCCGCCACAGCAACAGCUAUUGUCCGCGCACCUGCCCCCGCCACAACAGUACCAACAACAACAACAGCAGCAACAGGAGCAGCAAAGGCAUAUGCAGUAUUUACCGCUGCAACAACAGCAAGCCUGCCUUCGUCAAUCGCCACGCACGUUUCCAUCAUCGCCUACAGAUACGCACAGCUCCGAAGAAUUUUCGGGCUCGAACGAGAUCACAUCUUCCACGUCUCCCGCCCCGUGUAAUGAGAACAAAUGCAUAAGCCGCGAUCACGCGCCACAUCACACCCAUAUUCAGCAAUCAAAACGAGAGCAAAACGCGCAGGCCCUCAUUGCAACAGUUAAUCAGCAUGCCAAACUUCUCCCGACGUCGAUAUCAGCAACCUUUACUGCCAGCAAUAAUAGCAUCAACAACAACAACAACGAAUCACAAAGCCGAAUUCGCAUAAGUAAAAACUUAAUCAAUCGGGCGAAUAUAAUUAGAUCGCCUACACCUCCACCACCACUACCUCCAAUAUCCGCAUUAGCCCAACUCCAUCCGCAGCAAGAGCAGCACCACCAACAACAACAACAACAGCAACAACCCCAACUGCAAAUAUUGCAACAUCACCAACAACAGUAUGAAUACUACAAGCAAAACCAUCGACUUUUUGAUCAGAAACGACAGCACCAACAAAUGUCAUCAAUACAACACCAACACCUCAUUAUGCGUUCCCAUCAUCAUUCACAGCAAACGCAACAUUCGCCUUCACCCUCACAGUCUUCCACUUCAACCGGGCUGAACCUGAGCACCCACUCCACAAAAGCGACAAUGCAGUCGCAGGAAUCAGAUGUACAAAUUCAGAAACAAUCUCAAAAGCAACGUUCACACAACAGUCUUCCGUACGUCGGCUCCGAAUUUGAACUGUCAACAGACACAGACGAUGACAGUGUAAGUGGGGAAGCGGAUAGCAGCAAUAUUUUGGCGCCUUGGGACUUAGCUGUUGAAGCGUUGCGUGAAACCAGACCCAAGGAACGAGAACGCGUUCUCGGUUUGCUCCGGAAAUUGUUGCAUGAAAAUCAACAAAUGCGUUACAGUAAUCUUCAACUCAGCGAAAUGGUGCACAGGCGCGAUACUAUGAUCAGAGAACUCCGAGAGCAGCUACAAACUUGCCGACAUCACAUGCAAAUGCUCAGUUUGCAGCAAGAGAUUCCAGUGCAGACGAAUGGAUUGCACCACAGCGAGAGUUUUCAAGACGAAGAUAUGCAAAAAUCGCUCUCGCCGGCGGAAUGUCGCUAUUUAGAUAACCAUACCGAAACCAAAGAUCCUGCCACCAAUGAAAAUGGUGCUAAUGUAAGGAAUGUUCUGAGUCCGGCGGAGGCCAGUAGGAAAAAGAACCUAAGUCAAUCCGAAAAUGACAUGCUAAGUGAGAGUGAGGAUGAAAGGGAAAUUAUCUGCAUUCCUAAAGGAAGCGAUGAUGAUAACGACAACGGAAGUGAUGCAGAAAGUGAGAAUGAUGCUGCUGACAACAUCCGAAAUGAUGUCGGCAUGCGGGAGAAUACCGAUAUUGCCACGAAUAAUAGAAAUGACUUAAAGGACGCUGAUAUAAGCACACAACCGCAGGUGAAACGUUUACGGAUCGAAAGUGGCAGCGAAAGUAUUUGCAGUUUAAGCCGAAAAGUUAAAGCUAUGGCUCGAAGAGACGAUCACCCAUCGCACCAAACUCAGGAUAACAGUUCUUUUGACUCCGAAGAUGAAACACCGUCGCCCAAUACUCAAAGGGGUGCAAUAAUGAAUAUAACCGACGAGUGCUCGAAUGCCAAAAAUAAAGAAUACACACAAAUAAACAACAACAAUGACAUUGAAGAUGAAGACGAAGACGAAGAAGAGGCUACCCGCUUUACAGUCAUAAACGGCAGCGGCACUGAUACGAACACAUCCGAUGAUAGCGGAGACGAAAACAGCCUUCACCCUAUGCGCUCGCUUGCGGGCGAAACUGAUGCACAGGCACCUCACAGCAGUGCGUUAGCUACGCCACCAACCGCAACCACGCCACUGUCGCCUCAUUCUGCUGCAACUGCUGGACAGUUGUUCGACAGCAGCAAUAGUAGUGACGAAUCGUCCAUGAAGAAGGCGCAAAUGUCAGCAUCCGACGCGCUUGCCAAAAUAACUGAAUCUGUUGACGAUGGUAACGAGGCAUUAAGACUAAAAGAAAAUGCGAAAUCUGACAAAGUCGAAGACGACCAAGAUAGUGUCGGUGCGGAGGCAGAAACAAGUGAUGACACUGGAAAUAUGAAAGCAAGUAAAUUUGUCAUCAAUAAAGAGGAAUACUGUACGCGUGACGCACGAUACGUUGCCAACUCACGUGAAGCACACAAAACACGAGGUUGCGACGAUCAAAAUCUCGACGACAACAUCAAAACCAGCACCACUGACAUUGGUGUCGAACAGAUGCCGCGCACACCACUGGCAACGAAAGCCAGCAAAAAACAAACGCCAACAACGAACGUCGAGUUACGGAUCAAAAAGGAAAUAAUUUAACCGUUUCAAAGCACUAAAGGCCGAACUCGCGGUAUUGGCCGUGCCCAUCACAGGACUCAUUGAGCCAUGCACCCAAGACGAAAGACCCUUCCAUGCAUACAUACAUGCAUAUACUCAGAUGUACAUGCAAUAUAUGGGUGCAUAUGUGUGUAACUUAACUGUUCCCCACGAGGCCGUUUACUACCCCAAGAACACAGUUUCUCAAGUGUAUCGCAAUCGCUCCAAAUCUAUUAAACUCCUAUGCUUAUGCCGUACGUAAGCUGAACUAUACGAAAGCUGGCAUAAUGUUUUUAAAGCUUAGAACAAGAACAACACAAAUUAAGAAGUAAUUAAAAAAAUUUUUAUUGACUUAAUGUAGGUUGCAAGAUUAAAUAUAUAGAAGGCACCACAAGAAUUGUGAAUGCUAACAUUUUCACAAUACGAAGAGAACAUACAUACAUACGUAUAUACGGAUGGAGUCAUAAUUUAUUCUCCCUUUUGAUAUGCCACUGAAAUUUGCAAAACUAACGGUACAUUAUUAUUAAUAUUGCUAUGUAUCAAGCAUAAAAUACACAUGCAUAUAUACUAUGUAUGUAUGUAUGUAUGCUUUGAAGAAUAAAACACAAUAUUUAAAGAAAACCAGGGCAUAACAAUUAUACGUCUCAUAACAAACACUUUGCUCUAUAAUAGCUAUUAGAUAAGAAAUACUUUUUACUUCGCCAAUAGGAGUUACAUCCCAACAUUUAACAUAUUUUUUAAGUUGCUGAUUGCUGAUAUCUAACGACUGGUGCGCUUUGCUAAAGUCGCCUAAAACGCUUAAGCGUCCUCAAAAGUGAUAGUAUCACCUUCAAAGUACUCCCCAUCAACUGUAACGCACUUAUGGCAGCGUUUGAUCCAGCUCUCAAAACAUUAUUUUCGGUAUAGCCAGCAGAGUCGUCUUCGAUUGUUCCAUUACUUCUUUCGGCUGUUGAAACGUUAAACUACGUUCCCGAUAAUCGUUUUUCGACUCGAUCAAACAGAAAAAAUCGCAGAGAACCAUAUCAGGUGAAUUCUAUAACUUUUGUAUGCUAUAAUUCUUCGUUCUUGAUCAAAAAUGCACGGAUAAUGAUGGCACUGUGGUUUUCCCACAAAUAAUUUCUUUUUUGCGAAUUGUCUUACGUAAACGUCUCUAACGCCCAUAUUAACUGGCAGAAAUUCGUGGUGUACAAUGCCGUUGUAAUCCAUAAAAAUCAUAAGCAUCGCUUUCCUUUUUGACAGAAAACGACGUGGGUUUUUUGAUCUUGGUUCAUUCGGAGCUCUCCACUUAGUCGCCUGAUAUGUGAAUUGCGUACUCAUAACUCACGAUUAAUCUUCAGUAUUAAUGCGUUUGAUGAUUUGGAAAUCAUGUCUUUGGCGAUAUGAACGCAUGAAACUCAAGUAUUUUGGGACCAACUUUGCAGCAACAUGGUGCAAACCCAAAUCAUUAGCUACAAUGUCCUGGACGCAUCCAUAAACAAUGUUCAAGUCCUCUGUCAGCUCUCUGAUGGUCUGAUGUUAAAUGGGUUAAACCAUUAAGUAAGAGUAUCAUGGAGUCACAGCCUCAGUACUAGCACCCGGUCGUACUGCGUCUGGCACUCGUUCCUCGAGGUUGUUCCAUUUAUUUCGAUUUCUGAUUGUUGAAAACCGAACGAAGGGUGCAAAAAAUGACUUCGCAUGAUAGAUAGAUUUGUAUGUAAGUUUUAAUGUAGAGAUGUGGAUACAGAUUGGCAACGUACAAAGUAUUUCCCAUCAAAUAAUUGUUACGAAACAACUUUUUCGUUAAACUUCGGAAUUCGGGCAACGUUUGCAAUUUGUAAAUGCGAGAUAACUGUUAUUUUUGGUCCCUGAAGAAAACAGUACAAUUGUGCAUGCGAGUAAAUUUCGUUUCAAACAGCGAAAAUUAUGAAUUGUGUACGAAGACACGCUUUUAAGCAUAAUAUGUUUGUAUAUAUUUAUAUAGUAGUUUUUUAUGUAUAUAUAUAUUGGUUAAAUAUUGAAUUGAAAUUGUUCAAAAGUUGUAGUCAGCGGUGAGGUAGAGCUACAUCCGGUUUGCGAAAUUCUUUGCUUCGGUUAAUGCAAAUUAAAACAGCCACACCAACCGACUUAGGUGGCCAACAUUAAUGUUAAAUCAGAUGCAUGUAUGUAUCAAUAUGCAUAUAUACAUAUAUGUAUAUGUAUAUAUUUUCUUUUUCUUUUGAUAAGUUAAUGAGUGUUAGAAAAUGUUAUAUAAAAUAAAAUUCAAUCAAUUACAUUCUAAGUGAAAUACUAAAAAAAGAGACUUAAAAAUGUGACAAAG
This is a messenger RNA of Anastrepha obliqua, 5967 nucleotides long. Its product is annotated as putative mediator of RNA polymerase II transcription subunit 26. The transcript is spliced from 2 exons. Bases 30 to 3674 code for a protein of 1214 amino acids. The record is from RefSeq and is a predicted model, not a curated record. NCBI's taxonomy places the organism in Eukaryota, Metazoa, Arthropoda, Insecta, Diptera, Tephritidae.